UUGUGAAUUUGUAAAAAGGUGUAGGUACCUAUAAAACUAAAAAAAUGGAAGACGUGACGAUGUGUGACGUUAAGAAGAGACAACGAGGUAAAAAUUUUACAGAACACGAAAAAGAGGUUUUAAUUGAUCUGAUUUUGCCUUAUAAAGCAAUUAUUGAAAAUGUAAAAACUGAUGCUGUGUGGAACAAUAAAAAAAAUGAGGCAUGGUCAGAAAUUGUUGUAGCAUACAAUGCAAAUCAAACGUCUGGUGUGAGAAAUAUAGCCCAAAUAAAACAUUUGUAUGAUACACAAAAAAGGGAAGCUAGAAAAGAAAAAAGUCAGUACAAGGUGCAGCAUUAUAAAACUGGAGGUGGUAAAAAUGCGUCAACAUUAUCAGAUGUUACACAAAAAGUAAUAGGUCUACUCGGUGACAGGAUGGAUCCACUUUUAAACAAUGUUGAUUGUGAUGCUGGCUAUAAUGCUAGUGAAGAUAUAACAUUUUUAAGUGGUGACCAAAUAAUUGUUGAAGAAAUUUCAGGGGAUGAAUUAAGUUUUCAUUGCUCAAGUAAGUAUAUUAUUAAUAAAAUAAAUUUAAUGCAUUAA
Molecule: messenger RNA, 581 nt
Organism: Aphis gossypii (cotton aphid)
Lineage: Eukaryota; Metazoa; Arthropoda; Insecta; Hemiptera; Aphididae
Exons: 4
Coding region: 45-581 (178 amino acids)
Source: RefSeq, a predicted model, not a curated record